UAGAAAUGCAAUAAAAUAAAUCAACUGAUGAAAAUUACAAGGAUGGUAUGAUGUUUACUUCCAUUUACUUUUGGCUGUUCCAAAACAUAACCUAUGAAUGGUUAUAGAUGUCAAAAUAAUAUUGCAAAGGUAAAAUUUGUUAAUAAUGCCCUCAAAAAAGAAAAAAUACAACGCUAGAUUUCCAGCGGGUCGUAUAAAGAAGAUAAUGCAAACAGAUGAAGAAGUAGGCAAAGUAGCACAAGCUGUACCUGUUAUAAUUUCUCGAACGCUAGAAUUAUUUGUAGAAUCACUAUUAACAAAGUCCAUGCAAAUAACGCAAACAAGAAAUGCAAAAACACUCACUCCGUCCCACAUGAAGCAAUGUAUUCUUUCUGAAAAUCGUUUUGACUUCCUCAAAGAUCUGGUUAAAAAUAUUCCAGAUCCAAGUACUCAAGAAGAUAACGAAAAUAAUGCAUUAGAAGCAUCAGAGCUACUCAGUAGACAAACUUCAGAAGAAGAGGGCAUGUCAGCGAAAAACGAUAAAAGAAACAAUGGUGAAAACAAAGAUAAUUGUGCUAACAUAAAUUUGGAACAAAGCACAUCAUCAUCAACAAGUCAUACGUCGGUUAUACAGUAUGGUCCAAAAGUAUCUCAAAUGGAGCAACCAAGGUUUAAUUUUACUAUUGAAAACUUGGUAAACAAAACAAAUUUGGAGUCAACUGUUCACAUAGAUUUAAGACCAACAGGCAGUCAAUUACCUAUACCUCAAUUAGUGUCAUCUAGUAAUAGUGCAUCAAAUGAAGUCGAGCCUACAAUUUCAAAAUCAACCAUAAGUGAAAAUAUUCCACCACUCGCUCCACUAGCACACAACAUAUACAGAAAUAACAGUGAAGAAAACACUCUAUAUAUUGAUGAAGAUUAUGAUAACUGAGGGUACUAUAUACCUUAACUUCUGUAACGUUUACUAUAACAGUUAACUGGUAAUUUAAAAAAAGAAUAAGAAUUCAAAUAUGACAUUCAUUUAAAAAAAAUACAAGAUAUAAAAUAGUUGGCUACUGUUCAGAAUACAUUUUUGAAAUAACGCGAGUUCGUUUCGUAAUUAUUUUAAUCCUAUCAUUAAAUACGUGUAAUGUUAUUAUUUAUUGUAUGGUUAUGUGAACUGUAAAGCUGGCCUCUUGUAAAGUAAAAAACUUCUUAGUAAA
Molecule: messenger RNA, 1181 nt
Organism: Agrilus planipennis (emerald ash borer)
Lineage: Eukaryota; Metazoa; Arthropoda; Insecta; Coleoptera; Buprestidae
Gene: NC2alpha
Product: dr1-associated corepressor
Exons: 3
Coding region: 146-910 (254 amino acids)
Biological process (GO): positive regulation of transcription by RNA polymerase II; transcription by RNA polymerase II; negative regulation of transcription by RNA polymerase II
Cellular component (GO): negative cofactor 2 complex; nucleus
Molecular function (GO): core promoter sequence-specific DNA binding; RNA polymerase II general transcription initiation factor activity; protein heterodimerization activity
Source: RefSeq, a predicted model, not a curated record